ACGAAUUACAGCAGCACACUGGUCAGCAUAGCAGAGCGUGUACAGAGCCGCAAGCAGCAGCUGGGAGGCGCUUUGUGUGGGCACUGGAGGAGCUAGAUUGCUCUGAUUGUAGCCAGGGAGGAGCCGGUUGCAUUGGCAAGUUGCAGGCAACCUGCUUUCUGAUGUGGUUGUAUUGGCGGAAGGGCUUUGUGGCACAAGAAAGAGUCCUUGAUCAGAGUGGAGUAGCGCCUCAAUCGUGCAUCAACGCCUGAUUUUGGAAGGUGGCUCAAGAAAAGUGUAGUAAGCAAGUAAAAUUGUGCAGAGAAACGGAUCUCUUCUGCGGUGAGAAGCCCGUGUCAGCCAGCCGACCAAUUAACCAGCUGGCAUUUCCACGCUUAUCAACAGGGCACUAGGAAAACAGCGCCAGCUCUCAUUUUGUACACACAGGGCAGAACUUGAAGAGUCACAAUUUAGGGGGGCCAGAAGUGGUGACAGGAGGUGCAACGUGCAAACGUGCCCAGAUGAUGCCGCGUGCUUCUUACCUUGUCCAGAGAGAAGGCAGUCUUAGUUGAGGAAGUGAAGAAGCGCAGGCGGUGCGAUGGCGGAGCUGAGUGCGAUUGAAGCGAAGGAGGCCGCCGUGAAAGAGGUGGCCAAGCUGCUGCCCCUUCCAGAAAACCUCGCCAGCAUUGCUGCGCUGAAGGCAGACUUUGCACAGAGGCAGCAGGCAAAUGACGCGCAGUUGAGUACAAGCGUGAUGACCCAGGUGGAGCAAGCAAAGGCUGGAAUGGACGUGUUGGCGGCCUCCCAAGCAACCAUUGGGGAGCUUCGAGAUGCGUUCAUGCUCAUUGACAAGCUGUGCACUGAGUGUAAGAACCUGAUCGACCACCACGACCAGAUCAACCUCCUGAGCCAUGCGCGCAACAACUUGAACACCGCCAUCAAGGAUGCUGAGGGCAUGAUGUCAAUAUCGGAGGAGGCUGCCGCAGCUCGCGCUUCACUGGCGAACGAGAAAGAGCUCGUCCGGACCUUCGAGCGGUUGAACGUGUUGGAGGGCAAGCGGAGGUUCGCAUUGGCAGCCACCGGGAGCCGAAAAGCGGAGGCGAGCAGGCUCACGGAGUACUUCGAGGAGGUGAGCCAGACACGGGAGAUGUUCGAGGAGACGCUGUGGGGCCACAUCCGGGACUUCUUCAACCUGGCGCAGGAGAGUCCUCAGACGCUGGUGCGGUGCGCCAAGAUCGUGGAGAUGCAGGAGGUGAUUGAUGCGGAGGCGGCGCGCGAGGCGGCCGAGGCCGACAAGGCGAGCACGGCUGGGGGGGAUCCCCCUGGGACGACGGCGCCGCCCAAGCAGCCGCGCAACUACAAGACGCGCUGCUUCAGCGAACUAGAGCGGGGGGUGGAGGACCAUUUCCACGACCUGCUAAAUAACUUCAUCCAUGAGGACCUGAAAAAGGUGUUGGACGAGGCCAGUGCCAUUGCAUCGGAGCUGCCCGACAUCUAUGACUACGUCGCUCCGUGCUUUCCUCCCCAGUACGAGAUCUUCGUCUUCAUGGUCCAGCUGUACACGCAGCACUUGUCCACCAUGCUGCGCAAACUGGGGGACAAGGCGCAGGACCUCGCCAACAUCGACAUCCUCAAGGUGAUGGGCUGGAUUGCACGGUACCAAGAACAGCUUCUAGCUCUAGGAGUGGAAGAGUCCAAGGCGGAGAUCUUGGCGGAGUGCGGCGCAAUGGACCCCCUCAUGAACGCCUACGUGGACCGCAUGCAAGACUCGAUGCAGUCGUGGUUGAGCAACAUUCUGGAGGAUGACUGGAGCCGCCCCCCCAAGUUCAGCGACGAGGGCCGCUGCUGGACGCCGUCGGCGGUGGACUUCUUCCGGCUGCUGGGGGAGCAGGUGGCCACCGUGCAAAACAACUGCACCGGGAUCAUGGUCUACAAGGUCGCGCAGGCCGUCAUCCAGGUUAUGAACGACUUCCAGGCAGCGGAGCGGCGGCACAUGGACGAGCCGGUGAUGGAGAUCGGGCUGGAGCACCUGUGCGCGCUGGUGAACAACAACGUGCGCUGCUACGACCUCGCGAAAGACCUCUCCGAAAACAUCAUGCACUCCCUCCCCGACUACUACGCAGAGCAGAUCCAUUUCGAGGACACGUGUCGAAACUUCCUCGAUAUUGCCAAGGAUGCCGUGCAUCUGACGCUGAAGCUCAUCUUCGAGGACCCCGGAGUAAGGAGCAUUCUGCAGGCACUCUACCAAAACGAUUGGUACCAGGGGUUGGUCACGGAGACGCUGAUCGAGACGUUUCGGGACUACUUCGGCGACAUCGAACGGUUCAUCGAGGAGCGGUCCUUCCGGCGCUUUGCGGAGGCGUGCCUGGAGCGGACCAUCGUGGCGUACGUCGACGCGCUGCUGCUGCAGAAGAACUACGUGAAGGAGGCGACGCUGGAGCGGAUGGGCAAGGACGAGUACCAGAUCAACGACUUCUUCAAGGUGCACGUCAACGAAAAGAAGGUGGAGAAGCGCGUGCAGCCGCUGGCGGAUUUGCGCGAGCUGAUCAUGUCGGACAGCUCCGAGUCGUUCGAGCUCAACUACACCACGCUCCUGCAGAACCACCCCGACUGCCCCCCGGAAGUUGUUGCGAAGCUCGUCGGCUUCCGAGAAGACAUUGCCAAGGCGGACAAAAAAGAGGUCAUUGCCCGGUGUCAAGAGAUCUUCCAGGCCACGCUCAAGGAUGGCGAGGGGCCCAAGCCGGGCCUCAUCUUCAGCCAUCUCACAGCAAUACCCCGCCCAAAACUCACACUUAAAAAGUAGAGCCUCCAGAUGCUAGAGGAUGUGCCGGUAGUGACUUCAGUUUAUUUGAAUCCAGCAAGAUGCAACCAUGUCGUGCACUUGCAAAAUUUUACGCCGUUGCCAUUUGCCUAGCUUGGAACUUCGGAAUAUAAACGUCUUUGAAUAAUGAAGCCGCACAAAGCUGCACAAUCCAGAACUGUCGCAAAUCUAUGUCACAAGAAAGGCGGCCACAUAUUCAAGCGUACGUUCAUAAUACAGGCAAGUCGAUGCGCGAUGUUUCGAGUGCGCCUAUUGUUACCGCCGAAUUAGUAUCCAAUUAUGGGACCGAGG
Molecule: messenger RNA, 3091 nt
Organism: Klebsormidium nitens
Lineage: Eukaryota; Viridiplantae; Streptophyta; Klebsormidiophyceae; Klebsormidiales; Klebsormidiaceae
Source: the annotation of a GenBank genome assembly